AUGGAAAAUGAGGCGAAAUAUGUCCUGGUAACCGGCGCGACAGGUUUCAUUGGCGCUCAUGUCGUUGACGUCCUUCUCUCCCGGGGCGUCAAGGUCCGCGGCGCGACCCGUUCCCUCGCCAAAGGGGACGCGAUGAUACAGGCUCGGCCACGAUUCGCCGACAGGUUAGACUUCGUCCAGAUACAAGACUUUGAAAAGCUCGGUGUCUUUAGCGAGGCCGUCAAAGACGUCGACGCCGUCAUCCAUGUUGCCAGCCCUUUCACUUACGACACCAGGGACAAUGAGAAGGAGCUGAUCGUACCCGCCAUCAAUGGCGUACGUUCGGUCCUCGAAGCCGCGGCCACGAACCCCAAGAUCAAGCGCGUCGUCGUCACCUCAUCGUUCGCCUCGGUCCUGGACGUCGACCGAAAGGCGCCCCCUUACUUCACCUAUACCGGCGAGGACUGGAACCCCCUGAGCUACGAGGAGGCGGCAGCGCCGGGGACGAGCGCGGUCGUCGCGUACAGGGGCUCCAAGAAGUUUGCCGAGCUCGCCGCCUGGGACUUUGUGAGGGAGGAGAAGCCGCACUUCGACCUCGUGACCCUGUGCCCCCCGAUGACGUUCGGGCCGGUGGUACACCCGGUCAGCGGCGUCGAGAAGCUGAACGAGUCCAACGCCAUGCUCUGGAAGGUUGCGACUGGACAGGCGCCGCUUCCGGUGGCCCGCGUUCCGUUCUGGAUCGACGUCCGAGACCUCGCCGUCGCACACAUCGAAGCGCUCUUCAGGCCCGGCGUGGGCGGCAAGAGAUACGUGCCGGCCGCAGACGACCGGUUUUCGUACGGCCUUGCUGCCAAGAUCAUUGCGGAAAACUUUGAUUGGGCCAAGGACGGCGUUGCUCGGGAGGAGCAGACGAUCGACACAUCUCAUGGUUUGGAUGGGGCAACGGCUGCGGAAGAACUCGGUUUUGAAUACCGGACCUUCGACCAAACAGUCAUCGACCUCAUCAAGCAGGCGAAGGACCUGGAGAGAAACGGCAGUGGAGUAUGA
This is a messenger RNA of Colletotrichum higginsianum IMI 349063, 1026 nucleotides long. RefSeq names its product NAD dependent epimerase/dehydratase. The transcript is spliced from 3 exons. Bases 1 to 1026 code for a protein of 341 amino acids. Lineage: Eukaryota; Fungi; Ascomycota; Sordariomycetes; Glomerellales; Glomerellaceae. Gene Ontology annotation, molecular function: oxidoreductase activity, acting on the CH-OH group of donors, NAD or NADP as acceptor. The record is from RefSeq and is a predicted model, not a curated record.